AUGGAGGUUCUUUGGGAAGAAGAGCUGAAACGAAGUCCUCAAAGUCCUUCGCUUUUUCGUGCUUUAUUCCGAUUCAUCAAAACGCGACUAUGGGCUGCUUGCGGCGUGUUCCUUUUUUGCUUGAUUUUUGGAUUUAUUGGUCCAACUUGCCUUAUACGAGGUCUUGUGCAAUUUGCCGAGCGCCCACCAAUGAAAGGUGAACCCGUGAAUUAUCGUCUAGGCAUCUCUCUAGUUGUCGCUAUCACAAUUGUAAGUACUGUUUCCUUCCAUUUACACUUUGCUUAA
This is a messenger RNA of Cylicostephanus goldi, 285 nucleotides long. Lineage: Eukaryota; Metazoa; Nematoda; Chromadorea; Rhabditida; Strongylidae. The record is from the annotation of a GenBank genome assembly.